AUGGUAGACAGUGUGUACCGGACCCGUUCCCUCGGUGUGGCGGCCGAGGGGCUCCCAGAUCAGUAUGCCGAUGGGGAGGCAGCCCGGGUCUGGCAGUUGUACAUAGGCGAUACCCGAAGCCGAACAGCUGAGUACAAGGCCUGGCUCCUGGGGCUGCUGCACCAACACGGCUGCCAACAUGUGCUUGACGUGGCUUGUGGCACGGGGGUGGACUCCAUCAUGCUAGUGGAAGAGGGCUUCAAAGUGACCAGUGUGGAUGCCAGUGAUAAGAUGCUCAAGUAUGCCCUGAAAGAACGAUGGAACCGUCGUCAUGAGGAAGCCUUUGACAAGUGGGUCAUUGAAGAAGCCAACUGGUUGACCCUGGACAAGGAUGUGCCUCUGCCAGCGAGGGGUGGCUUUGAUGCUGUUAUCUGCCUAGGUAACAGUUUUGCCCACUUGCCAGACUGCAAAGGGGACCAGAGUGAGCAUAAGCUGGCCCUGAAAAACAUUGCAGGCAUGGUGAGGCCCGGAGGCUUGCUGGUUAUUGACCACCGAAACUAUGAUUACAUCCUCAGCACUGGCUGUGCCCCACCUGGCAAAAACAUAUACUAUAAGAGUGACCUGACUAAGGACAUCACUACGUCAGUGCUGACUGUGAACAACAAGGCUCACAUGGUAACCCUGGAUUAUACUGUACAAGUACCUGGUGCUGGGCAGGAUGGCACCCAUGGCUUUAGUAAGUUCCGGCUCUCCUACUACCCUCACUGCCUGAUGCCUUUCACAGAACUUCUGCAAGAAGCUUUCCAGGGGCAGUGCCAGCACAGUGUCCUUGGAGACUUCAAACCUUAUAGGCCUGGCCAGUCCUCAGCCCCUUGCUAUUUUAUCCAUGUGCUCAAGAAGACCGGCUGAACCACCACCAAAACACUUCAUACCACCAUAGUCCUUCCAAUAAAUAGAAUUGGCUUCAAAGACA
Molecule: messenger RNA, 952 nt
Organism: Gracilinanus agilis (Agile Gracile Mouse Opossum)
Lineage: Eukaryota; Metazoa; Chordata; Mammalia; Didelphimorphia; Didelphidae
Gene: GNMT
Product: glycine N-methyltransferase
Exons: 6
Coding region: 1-888 (295 amino acids)
Biological process (GO): regulation of gluconeogenesis; protein homotetramerization; one-carbon metabolic process
Cellular component (GO): cytosol
Molecular function (GO): glycine binding; identical protein binding; S-adenosyl-L-methionine binding
Source: RefSeq, a predicted model, not a curated record